UUACCCUGAUAUUGAAACGAUUUCCAUAAAACCCCAUACUCUGCUAAGAGCACAGUUCGAGGAUCAAGACAUUGUUUCUGAGUAGUAUGAGGUUAUAUGGAAAUCUUUCCCUUUUUUUAUGGCCAGUCACACCCAGAUGCUCACUUUUUGUAUUACGACCAUGAUGCAACGCAUUAAGAGUGCGGACACCGCCUGAUCAGAGCGCAAGAAUAAGAAAGAUUUCAAUUUCUAUUUGCGCAUAAAAAGUUUCCAAGGUUACCCUCAACUUUAUUCAACCGCUAUGUCCUCGAUAGCAAUAACCGUGUUGCAACCCACUAUCGGAUUGCUAUUCAGGAAAGGCAGAGAUAAGGUCGUGGAGAUUCUGAAAGAUGGCGAUAUAACAGAUCAAAAAUUCUUCUCCUUGAUCGUCCUGGAAAUCGACGAAAUCAAGUCAAAGUUGGACGCGUUAUCGCGGAAGGAUUUAAAAGCGAGUGUCAGUUUCUUUGAGGAAGGAAUUGCGUUGUUGUAUGAAGUGUUUAACAUAGCAAACGCUAGAAGUGUGUGUGGCGCGGUAACAGCUCAAGCGGCUUGCAAUGAAGCAUUUCCUCUUAUUGAAGGAAUCAGAAGGUUAGAGAUUACUGGCCUGGAUGAAUCUGCUACAAGAAAGCUUUCCACUGCAAAAAAAAGAUUUGAAGAUGCUCGAAGGAAAGCAACAGAAGCGUUUAAUAACGAAAGCCUUGAAACAUCUGACCGCAUUCUGGCCAUGAAGUAUCGAGUAAUGGCGACCAUAUUAGAGACAGUAGACAAUCCCGCUGAUGCACUGGCACCAUGCAGAGUGUGUGUAAAGGAACUAAACUCUCUGCCAGCAGUACAGAAUAACUUAAAUGUUCAGCUCAGGACAGGCUUUUGGAGUUUUACAAGAUUGUUUAAUAAAGAGGAAAGAAUGGAAAUCAUCUCCAGUGUCUGUCACGUGAAUCAUGUCAUCUACGAUGUCACGCGAACAUUUCGUGGAUAUGCACCCUUUUGGAUCUGGCCUACUGUUGAUCCUGGAGACAACAAAAUCAAUACAUUGUAUGACGCAAGAGUAACCAAAGUACUUGUUGAACAAGGCAUGGAGCACUGUUGUGUAACACCAUGGUCAUUUGGUCAGGAGGGUGAAGGGACGCACAAGCUUAAGUGCCCGAAAGGUAUCGCAACAAUCUCCAGCGGAGAAUUCAUUGUCGGGGAUUAUAGAGAUCGUUGUGUGAAGGUGUUUGACAGAAACAGUAAGCUUGUGAAAGUUUUCGGUCUCCCUACCAAGGACGUAAUUACACCGUUAUAUAUUGAAGAUGUAGUCACAGACAUGAACGACAAUAUCUUUGUGCUGACCAUGAUGGGGAAGCCUGGUUUUCAUGAAUCUGAGAGAUCUAGCAGAUCAUGGUGGGUCUAUAAACCUACUAAAACCGCUGACUUGCAUCACAGGUUUCGUCUGAGAAGAGAGGGUUGGUACAGACGACUAUCGGUCAGAGAUACAGGGAAAGUAAUGACUUUAAGGGACCGUACAGCAGUGGAGGAAUAUGACAGUAAUGGAGAGUUGGUUCACAGUUUUGGAGAAGAAAUAUUGAGGUAUGCGAUAGAUAUCACUAUUGCUAAUGACGGUCGUGUUUUAGUAUUGGACAAUUAUGAUGAUUCCUCCCGUAGCGAUUCUCUCGGAGCAGAUUUGGUUGUUUACAUAUUCGAUGAACAGGGCAACCAUCUGAACAAGUUUAAACUGCAAAGAGAUUACUCUCUAUACACGAGAAUUACAUUUCACCCAGUAGGUGAACAUGUCGUCGUCGCUGGUAAGGAACUAGACAGCAAGCUCCUGGAGGUUAAAAUAUACAGCAAAGAUGGUGAGUUUGUUCGUAGUAUACAAAUCCAAAUUUGUGAUGACUUCACUGAAGUAGAAGGGAUUGCAGUGAAUAAUGACGGACGCAUUGCUGUUGUUACAAGCAAUGCUAAAGUAUUCGUUUUAUAAACUGCUGUUUUUGAC
Molecule: messenger RNA, 1990 nt
Organism: Pocillopora verrucosa
Lineage: Eukaryota; Metazoa; Cnidaria; Anthozoa; Scleractinia; Pocilloporidae
Biological process (GO): protein polyubiquitination; proteasome-mediated ubiquitin-dependent protein catabolic process
Molecular function (GO): ubiquitin protein ligase activity; protein binding
Source: RefSeq, a predicted model, not a curated record